This is a messenger RNA of Pelmatolapia mariae (spotted tilapia), 2658 nucleotides long. Its product is annotated as neurexin-3b-beta-like. The record is from RefSeq and is a predicted model, not a curated record. The annotation marks the transcript as partial. The transcript is spliced from 4 exons. NCBI's taxonomy places the organism in Eukaryota, Metazoa, Chordata, Actinopteri, Cichliformes, Cichlidae.
GAACAAGGCAAAAUAGGUGUGACAUUCAACAUCGGAACGGUGGACAUCAGCGUUAAGGAGGUAAACACGCCGAUAAACGAUGGCAAAUACCAUUUGGUCCGAUUCACCAGGAACGGGGGCAAUGCAACCUUGCAGGUGGACAACUGGCCGGUCAAUGAGCACUUUCCCACAGGCAACAGCGACAUUGAGCGCUAUCAAAUGGCAAAUAAGAAAAUCCCGUUCAAAUAUACCCGGCCAGUAGAAGAUUGGCUUCAGGACAAAGGCCGGCAGUUGACGAUCUUCAACACCCAGGCCACUAUCUCUAUCGGUGGAAACGACCGGAAGCGGCCCUACCAGGGCCAGCUCUCUGGCCUCUACUACAAUGGCCUCAAAGUCCUCAACAUGGCCGCCGAGGGCCACGCUAACAUCAAGGUGAACGGCAGCGUGCGGCUGGUGGGCGACGUCCCCACUAGCCGGGGCGCGGCACGCACCACCACCUCGGUACCGCCAGAGAUGUCCACCACCUUUAUAGAGACUACCACUACCUUGUCUACCACAACCACCCGCAAACAGCGCUCACCACCCACUAUCCAGACGACAGAUGACAUUGUUUCAUCAGCAGAGUGCUCCAGCGACGACGAGGACCUGGAAGAGUGCGACUCCGGACAUGCAGGUGGGAUGAGUGUGUCGAGUUGUGCUUGCUCUGAAACCUGGUCUAUUUCUCCUUAUCUUUCUUUGAGUUGCUACCGAGGAGCUUCUCCUCCCUUAGCAUCAUGUCCCAUGGGAGCUUCAAGUGUAACUUAAAAAAAACGUCCACUUUCCCCUCCCACCCAGAAAAAGUAGCCACAGUAAGCGCAACAGGGUCCUCAGUGUCUGCCAAAAGUUUAAAGAACACUUUUUGGAGACGGGCGAAAGCAGUAAGAAUGCACUUUCUACACCCUCGGCAUGCUCUGCUGUAGGAAGUCCCACUCGGAACUUUUACUGUGUAUAAGUAAAUGCACACAGCUUACUGUCGGGACGUGUUAAAGCUCACGCCUUUCAUCUCUGAAACAAGUUACACUUAGCUAUGGGGCCACUGGUUGCAGACAUGACGACGCGUUGAUACUAAUUUUGUUCUCUCGGCGUUCAGCUGAGAGCAAAACUUUACUCAACAAAGUACGAAAUUAGUAUCAAGCCCCAUGUCGCCCGCACUGAUGCUUCAAAAUGUAUCUGUCCUGUACUUGGUUGAUUUCCUCUUGCUGUGCGUGUGUGCGUCUCUCUUGACAGAGGAUACAUUUUGAGAUUCUUUCGAGAACAAAGAUGCUUUCAGCCUAGAUACUGUGAUAUGUAGCAGACUAACUGCAACAGAGCCUCUUCCUCCCUACUCCUUCUUCUUCUCUUGUUUGUACCUCUGUUUCCUUCGUCGGAGGCUUGCCUUACCUGAAACAUUCUAAUAGAGAACAGAUAUCCUCGAAUUUCUGUGCGCAUCGUCUCUCUUCCCUCCCUCCCUUGACACACACACACACACACAAACACGCACAUAUCACUUUGUGAUUAGAUCAAAGUGAUAAGACACUCACUCAGUGGAAAAUAACAACAGAGCUGGAAAUAAUGCCGCAGAUUUAAAAGGAAUGGUUAUUUUUGAGGCAACUUGGGUUUGGAUGAGUUGAAUAAGCAGCUGUCAAUCACGCUCCUGCCCAGGAGCUGUUGGCACGGAUUCCUAAUAAUGCGGAGCAAAGCAAAGACUGUGAGCUGUAUUGAAACUGGCUCACUAUUUGAAAAGCAGCUCCCCUUAGGCGCUCUGGAAAUCAUUAACAGCUCCGGCUAUUUGAUUGCUUCAGUGUCCUUCAAAAUACCAUCACAGCCGGCUAAUUGACGCUGCGCUAAUCUGGCGAAACACGGCUCAGCUUAACACCGAGCAUAUGUCCACUUUUCACAGCUAAUAAUACGCCACCGCCGUGUUGCCCUUUCACGUCUGCGGUUGCGGACGAUCGAGCGUUUAUUUUGUUCUCAGGGAAAAUCGGGCCUUUCCACUGUGGCUUUAGCGGAUUUAACCAUUUCUCCCCCAGUCUGAGAAAGGAAGUCGUUUAUCGCUCUCUGAUGGCAUUUGUUUUCUUGAAAUUAUGACCACAUUUAGGUCUUAUGGCUUUUUGAUGUGGCAGGGGGAAAAAAAGCCAUUUCCUUGCAGCAUUUUAGGUGCCUUAUCUAGCGUGAGUUGCUUUCGUAAAGGCAGAGAUUAUUGAAAUCGAAUGGGCACGCAGCUCACGUGUUUCAAUUUAUUUAUUUUUGUAUCUCUUCAGACCAUUAAAACCUCAAACCCAAGUAUUCUCAAAAAAAAAAAAGAAAAGUGAAAGUGCAGUCAAGUGAAGCGCAAGAAGCUUUUGCUGAGAGAACACGGUACCCUCCCCUCAUAUAGUGGCAACAUACACACACUUACGCAUACAUACCGUACAUCCCAUCAUGUGGACACAGAAAUUCAUAUCCUCAUUCCUCGCCCCCACCUCCCCCUCCGCUUCCAGUCGUAUGAACAGUUGUAUGACAUGAUGUUGGGUUUCUUUUCCUUUUUUUCUCGUGUGAUGCACAUAUGAACAUCUCUCCUCUGUAUCGAUUUGGACCCAGCUGCUGGGUUUGUGAUUUUGUUUUUCUUUUCUUUCGUUCUUGUCUUCUUUUUUGCUUUCCUUUGGGGCCUGGGAGGGUUGG